Grus americana (Whooping crane) is the source of this 4602-nucleotide messenger RNA. It is a transcript of the gene FAM149A, whose product is annotated as family with sequence similarity 149 member A. The coding region runs from base 1540 to 3342 and encodes 600 amino acids. The record is from RefSeq and is a predicted model, not a curated record. NCBI's taxonomy places the organism in Eukaryota, Metazoa, Chordata, Aves, Gruiformes, Gruidae. The transcript is spliced from 14 exons.
GCUGCCGGGCCGGGGGGGACUGCAGUCUGGCGCAGGGGGAUGGCCGAGGCCGGCUUGCUAACCCUCCCCGGCGGCUGAAGCACUGGCGGUGUAGGCGGGCAGCGUUGUUAUUUCGUACUGUCAUCAUUUAAUGCCUGUAACUGCGGAGACUUGGGUGAGGGCAGGAGAGCAGGUGGGAGCUGGCUGCUGCAGUCCCUGGCGUUCGCUUGCCAGCGCUGGGUGAGGGUGCUAUGGAUGUGCUGGGAGGGGUUUUUCCUUUCGUUUUAGUUCAUUGCAGUCGUUUCCUGGCUCGUCUUCCAAUGGCAUGUGGUCCAAGGAGUCAGGAAGAAUAGCACUACAGCGGGCAGUGGGCUGAUGUGAUAGAAACGCUCUUUUGCUCCAUCUCGCAUCAUGUAUUGUGCCAUUAAGAAUGCCUAGGCUUUGUUUUACAGAAAGUCUGUGAAAUUUUAUUGGUGGUAUUUCUGUUUUUUCAUGUUUGUAAGUUCAGAUUUCCUUCAAAGACACGCACACACCCCCACCUGAGGUUCUUAGAGAAGUCAGAUACAGGAGAUCCAAUCAGUGUAGUUAGCUUGGUUUGCCAAAAGCCUGUCAAGUAAAUGAAGCAGCUGGAAUAUAAGAGGAAAGGGUUCUUGUACAGGCAAGUAAUUACAGCAGGAAACAGAGGGUUGUAGUAAAUGGUUUCCUCCUCCAUUUCACCACAUCCCUGUGGUGUUUCACAGGGAUCUGUCCUGGGCAGUUCAAGCUAGUUGACCGGGUAAAGGGGUGAGCAGUGAAGUGAGAAGGCUUGGUGGUGAUAUUAAGCUGUGGAAAAGUACUAAGAGCAAGGGUCAGCUAUGAAAAAAAAUGAGAAAGACCUUAUAAGGCUGCUUGGACAAUAACGUGGCAAAUGAAAUGUCAGGGAGGGAUGUAAAUGAACAGAAGGAGCCAGCUUUCCACGAAGAAGAUGGGCUGUGAGCUCACUGUUAUUACCUGGACAGAUAGAUCUUGGUGUUAUGACAGAAUGCAGUUUUCACGGAACUGCACUGUACUGCUUCUUGUAGAGCCCCUUGGUUCUGACAGUGGCCGAAAGCAGAUGCCUAGGGAAGAGGGAGGAAAUUUAGAGCAAGUGUAUAGAGAUGCUUUCCACUGCUGUUGUACCAGCCUCUAAGAAUUUGCAAUUCAGGGUCUUCCCUGAUGAGAAGUUUAAACUUGUGGGAAGUUUUUGGUGGCUUAUUAGCCAAGGCAUAGGAGUAGGAUGUGUGAUGUGGCUCAUUUGAAUGGGGAGUUAGAUUUUGACAUACACAUCUCUCUAAUCUGUGUAAAGGCAAGGUAAAUAUCAGAAAGGAUAGGAAGAAGGCAGAGCAAUCCUAACUGUUGCAGGGCCAGUCUACAGUUCUUGGCUAAAGAAAUCAAGAAAAUUCUUGAACUUUGAGCUGUUUCCUUGCAGUUACUCAUUCACAAAUGUACUUUGAUGCAAUCAUGCUGCUAUUCACAGUUAUGACCUGAGGAUAUUAUGGGAUGAAAAUAGGAACUUCACAAAUGAAGUAAUCUGCUGUAAAAAUGUCUGUGAGGAACAUUUUGCAACAUCUCAAGGGACUGUCUAGAGGUUCCACAAAUCAGUGUCUUUCUGGAAAAAGUGGAGAGUCUCUUCCAGCAAUUUUUGAGAGAAAUGUGCAGGAAGCCAUUGACAAUUAUACUUGUGAAACGCUUUCAUCUAGUGUUCGUACAACACCCACGGAAUUGAAUCAUUCUUGGUCCAGAAUAAACAGCUAUACUACUGGUUUGUCUACUGAAAGAAGCUCAGUUUACUCCUGGAGGGAUGAUGAAUUUGAUAAAGCCAACACACAAAGAGUACAUCAGUUAUUUUGGGAGAUAGAUGAAAUGCUGUUUGAAGGAAAAGUGACCUCCCAAACUCAGAGCCUGCAGGCAGAAUGUGCAGACUGGGUUGAACGAUUUCCUCAUCUAAGGGUUCUAGGAAAGCAGCUCCUAUUGCCACAGGAUGAAGGCUUUCAGCAUUUUCAGAGCAGAAGUUGUACCUCUGUGGAUACUAAGUGUUUACCUGGCCUCCAUGAGUGUACUAGUAACAUGAAAGAGCUCUGCAUUUCAGGCUCUAAAGUGAUCCCAACAGCAUCUCCAAUACAUAAAUCACUAGAUCCAAGUUCCACUAGGAUUUCUGCCUCUGACUCAUCCAUGUAUUCAUUCCUGGAAGAAGAAAUCUAUGACGUAGAUGGAAAAAUAGAAGAAUAUCUUGCCUUUGACAACAAGGACCUCGAUGAUGAGAGUUGGGAACAAAAGAAAACGCAUCUUGCUGAGAAGAGGAGUAAGCGUGGCAUUCCCCCUGUUUCUCCCAAUGCCUGUAUUGAAGAUGCUGUGGCUUCUGAAGUAUUUGAUUGUAUCUGGACCAAUGUAAUUGGAAUAUUGGAGGAACUGAUUAAAAAAAAUUGGGAAACUAGUAUCACAGAGGGUGACAAACAGGUGGAAAAACUGAAAGCUGUUACAGCAAAACUGCCACAUUUGCCAGUUGUCCGUAUUACAGCAGAUGCUGGGAGUGUUCCUCUUUCCAGAGGUUCUGAAGCACGAGGUGUAUCUUUUGGGUCUCAUUUUGUUUCCUCGCAGGUUCACCGUUUCUCCAGCAACUUCCAUGGUGAUUUGAAUGGCGUGAUGACAAUUCAAGCAAAACCCCUCCAACAGAGGCAUGUUGCCAUAGCAGAAAAAAUACAGAAUGAGCAAGAAGACAAACAACAUAGCAUUGACUCCAGUGCUCCAAAUUCAGUGCACACUAGGUUGGGGAGAAUUGCUGAUAACAGUGUUCUCUCAUCAUCUCGGGUACUGCUGGCAUCUUCUAGGAAGCUACCAAGCCAUCGUAGGUUACCUUCUCUCACUUCUGACCAACUCUCCUCAAAAGCUCCUAAUAUGUACAAUGAUGAAAUCCUUAGGGGGACUAAAUUGGGUGCCGGUUCGGAUCGUUUGUCUUCUGGUUGUGCACCUACAACCCGGAACAAGUUACCACCAAUAAACUCCGAGGCUGUUGAACAGUAUCUUUCAGUACCUCGAUUGCAACAGAGCUCUCAUCGAGGACAAUAUGCUCGUAGCAGAGUGUCAAGUGCAGUGCCUGGCAGUACAGAGCAACGGCCACUCAGAGAAAGAACUAUUAUUAUUGAUCAAUUUUCAAGGCCCAACACAACUCAUACAUUCAGGAUAUGUUACAAUACAGGCACACCUCAGAAGAGAUCACUGACUCCCAUGGAUUUUGCUAACCACAGAGGGACAGGUCAAGGAUUUUUAAUAGGCUCACAGCAUUACUACAGAUCCUUUCAGAGAAAUCCUCCAGCCUCAAGGAAGAGAUUUCAGAUUGCUUCUUAAUGCAGCUUAGGAAGAAACAGAACCCCCGUGCACUGAAUGGAAGACUGAAAUGCUAAAUUUGCCAGCUAGUAUCUUGUAUAACAAAGAACACGUGCAGUAUGCUGGUUUCUGCUGAACCUUGCAGUCCUUAGGAUUCCUGCAUUGCAUUCUUUUAAAGUUGUCUGACCAGAGGUUAGGUUAAACAUUAGAGCAAAAUGAAAUAAAUGGUUGAGGUGUCUGUUCUGUUUGCAGAGUCAAGACGCUGCUGCUGCGCUUCCUUCUCAGGCUUUCUUUCCUUAGGGAACUGUUAUUUUACCUAUAGAAGCAACUAAGUUAUGUUUAGGCCAUGAAGUCCUGUUCCCACUUUUUCAUAUUUCCUCAGUGUUAAGGAUGUUCUAUCCAAAUAUCAGUCUUAUAUAAAAUUUAUACUUUUGAACAGCAGUUUGUGGUAUCUCCUCUUUAACUGCUGUUUUAACACUUCUCUGUUUUUCAGUCUGCUUAUUGCAGUUGGUCUCUUUUAAAUAUUGUCUGUCCCUACUUUUUCUUCUUCCUUUAGUUCGAGAUGGAAUUCAUUCCUUGCUUCUACUUAAUGCUGUUCUAAUCAUCAGUAACUAUGGGAAUUGCUGGAAUAAAAUAUAUUUACAGGAAGUAACAUUUUCCCUGCUGGGCCAAACAUGUUUAUAAAUGCUGAGCAAUUGAACCUGCAUGCUGACAAGUCGGUAAGACCGUUCCCACUUCUUGAGAUUUCUUAUGAAAUAUUACCUGUUAUUGUACAAAUUAAUCAUAUUUUGCUAUAUCCGAGCCUUCAGAGUUUUAACAUGAAAAUAUGUACUUAACUGCUGAAAGCAUUUCAUACCUAUCUGUGUGGACCCAAAUGGGAAGAUCAAAGAGGAGACUGGGAUUGCGUUCUGCCCAGAGAUCGCAGCCCUGAUCAGGUCCCUGGCAAUUAGUACUGUGUACAGUCACAGUCAGGGAUUCCUCCUUCCAUCAGAGAGUCAGCAGUUUAAGUAGAUGUGGUUGAAGAGCUGUUGAAGGGGAAAGGGAGGAGGAGAAAAACUUAAUUAUUUGCCCAAAUUGUGCCGUUAAGAAAAGAAUCGGUUUCUUCUACCUGGGAAUUAAUACCAGUCCUCCUGACUUUCAAUGAAUGCUCAAGGAUUGGUAAUCCAAGGCAAAGCAUUUGUAAUAUAUAUUUUAUAUCUGUACUGUUAAUCAGAUUUCUGGUUUUUGUAAAUGGUCAUCAAGCACUGCAUUCUUUUGAGUAAAUGAAAGCAUUUUUAAAUU